CCCCCAAAAUGGCUGUCACGGAGCGCGGGAGCCGAGGACGUGGGGUGCGGGGAGAGGCGGGGGCAGUCCCCGCUCCGGGCCGGGCCGGGCCGUGCUCGGCCGUGCGCGUCCCGCGGCGGAGCUGCCGAUGUACGGGUGGCAGCUGUUGUUUUAUUUCCACUCCCUUCCUUCUCCUCGCCCCCUUUCCCCGAGCGGCUCCCGGACGUUUUCAUGCCCGUGCGGCAGGAGGCCGGCCGCAAACUUCGCAGGGGGAAAGGCGAGAGGAGCGGGGCAGAAGGCGCUGUCACAUCUGGCGGAUCGGAGGGGCGCCCGGGGCGGCCGUCACUCCCCGCCGGCUGCUCCCUGCGGGCAAGGGGACAGCCGGGUCCCGAUCGGGAGCGGGAUGCGGGGGUGCCGGCGCCUCUCUGUGCCGCUCCGUGCAGCCGCUGGAACGGGGUCGGGCUGGGGAGCGGGACGCCGGGCCGGGCCGGGCCGCGGCGGGAGGAGCGGGGCGGCUGCCCCAGGGGAGCUCCUCGGCACCGCGGCCCGGCCCCGCGCCGCCCAACUUCGGAGGGUGGGAGCAGAGCGUGUCCGCCGCCGUUCCGAUUGUCCCGUGAAGUCGGUGGGGUGUUGGCGCCCGCUCCCCAACCCGCGCACCACGUGAAGAAAAAAGCUCUUUGCCAGCUGUUCCACAUUUUCCAGCUGCCACUUCAGUUUGAAAUGAUGGACUGUACGGAUCUGAAAGAGCCUUUUAGUCAGAGAGCAUUUCUAUGGAAGUACUGCAAAACAAAGACAUCACCUGCAUUUUCCUGCUUAAGUGGAGUAAACGUUUUUUGCUUGAGAAGACAUAACUGUGGCCAAGACAGCAUUUUACUGCUAUAAUCUUCAGUCGUGAAAGAUUGUUCAUUUUCAAACACAAAACCAAUUUGUAACUAAGAAAUUAAAAUAUCAGUAGUUAUAAAUAA
This is a messenger RNA of Pseudopipra pipra, 944 nucleotides long. RefSeq lists its product as uncharacterized. The record is from RefSeq and is a predicted model, not a curated record. The coding region runs from base 211 to 861 and encodes 216 amino acids. Lineage: Eukaryota; Metazoa; Chordata; Aves; Passeriformes; Pipridae. The transcript has 3 exons.